ACCCGUAAAUCCGUAAUGUCUAACCCUCUAAUUGUGGAAGAUGCCCUAAGGGAGUGAAAAAUCUAGGGGAAAAGGAUAUUUAUAAAGAAAAGAAACGCAUUCCCUCUUCCCUGAAAUCGAAGAUAAACUCAUUCUUUCCGAUCAAAGGUUCUGCAGUAUUAAGGGGAUAUGUCCAAGAAAAAAAACCCUCAAGUGUUUUUAGAUGUAUCAAUUGAUGGGGAUCCUGUCCAAAGAAUUGUUAUUGAGCUUUAUGCAGAUGUUGUUCCUAAAACUGCAGAAAAUUUCCGAGCACUCUGCACAGGCGAAAAAGGUGUGGGAGCUACUACAGGGAAACCAUUGCACUUCAAGGGAUCAAAUUUCCACCGCAUAAUCAAAGGAUUUAUGGCCCAAGGGGGUGAUUUUUCAAAGGGAGAUGGCACUGGUGGAGAAAGUAUCUAUGGUGGCAAGUUUGCAGAUGAGAAUUUCAAAUUGGAGCAUAGUGAACCUGGACUUCUCUCUAUGGCAAAUUGUGGUCGUGAUACCAAUGGAUCCCAGUUUUUUAUAACCUUCAAGCGUACACCUCAUCUUGAUGGGAAGCAUGUUAUAUUUGGAAAGGUUGUGGAGGGAAUGGAUGUUGUGAAGAAAAUGGAACAGUUUGGAACUUCUGAUGGGCGGCCUAUUGGGCAAGUCAAAAUAGUUGAUUGUGGUGAAGUUUCCUCUGGUAAAAAGGAAACUGCAGUUAGGACUGAGAAAGGUAAAGCUAAAAAAAUGAAAAAGCUUCCAAGUUCUGAUGAUAGUUCAGAUGGCAAAGCUAGAGGACGACGUAAGAGAUCUCCAAAAGACAGGAGGAGAAAGAAGAGGAAAUAUUCUUCAUCUGACUCAUAUAGUAGCUCGUCAUCUGAUCAAUCUGAUUCAGAUUCCGAUUCCUACACUUCAGACUCAGAUUCUGGUUCAGAAUCGGAUGCCUCCUUAUCUGACUCCAGCUCAUCCAGUGAUGAUAGGCGCCGGAAGAGAAAGAGAUCUUCAAAAGGCCCUAAGCGGGUGCAGAAAAAGAGUAGGGGGAGCAGCAAGAAAAGUCGACGUAAUGGGAAGAAAUCUAGACGAAAGUCUAAGCGGAGUUCUGAAAGCUCCAGUGACAGUGAAACGACUAGUGGCUCUGAGGAAGAAAAGUCUAGACAUCGCAAUUCUUCAAAGUUGAAGAAGAAAUCUUCCAUAUCUAUUGAGGAACAGCAACAAAAGGUUCAUGCGCAGAAAGCAGAGGUGGAGAGUGAACUUUCUCGAAGGACUGAACGUAUUUCAAACAGUGAAAAUGGUAGGGAAAUGAAGUCUGAGAAAGUUAAAGAGUCAUCCUAUGAUGGAAGCAGAGAGAAACCUAGGUCCCAGUCUAGUAGUCCAAAGAAUAUUCAAGGAAUCAGCCCAAGGCGUGACACUAGUUUAAGCCCCUAUAAAGGGCAUGAUGGGAGUCCUGAACCACAGCAUGAGAAUAAAGUUCCUGUUGAGGAGCCUGUUUUGCCUCCUGCUUCUGCUCAGAGUCAAGAAGUGUCAAAAUCUAUGCCUGAAAAUGAUAAUGGUGAACCUAAGCGCGUUAGAAAGGGACGAGGAUUCACUGAGAAAUUCGCCUUUGCACGCCGAUACAGAACCCCUUCUCCAGAGCGCUCACCUCGUAGGCCAUUCAAUUAUGGUGGUAGGAAUUAUUAUGACAGGAACCGUGAUAAUAGGUUUUCGAGCUACAGAGGUGGAUCAGAUCGUUCACCUCGCCGUCGUUACAGGAGCCCUCCAAGAAGAAGAUCCCCUAGGAGGAGUCGAAGUCCUUCCCACAGUCCAAAUGACACACGUGGACCCAGGCGGAAUCGGAGCCGGAGUCCAGCACAUGGUUCCAGUCUAAGGCGGGAUAGGAGCCGGAGUCCAGUUCGUGGUUCCAGUCCAAGGGAGAGACGCCCAGAAAUCAGUGAUAGGCUAAGAUCUCGUCUUGGCCCCCGAGAAGAUAAUCGACGUUCUCCUGUAAAAGCAAGAUCAAGAUCUAGGUCAAGGUCCAGGGGACGCAGCUCAUCCCGUUCAAGCUCACCCAAUGUUGGUUCACUUAAGCGCCGGAAGAGAGGGUCUGCAUCUCCUACCAAAUCAACCUCAAGCUCACCUGUCGGGCAGACAGGUCUGGUAGCCUAUGGAGAUGCUAGCCCUGAUGCUGCAUCAACGUAGAUAUAUGCUACGGAAACUAUGUAUCGCACGUUAAAUGGUAAGUUGAAAUUUGGGGAACUUGGUUUACGUGGCACUUUUGAUACUCUGCCUUGGUUCAAAUUUUAGCAUGUUUCUGGUGGUUUUUCAGGCUUUGGCCAUUUAGAUGUAGCAUCUGCAUCAUUCUUAAAUCUUUGUUCCUUGCAACUUUUUUUUUUUUUUUUUAAAUUUCAAUCAUGUUAGGCGAGGAGAUGUAGGAUACAGUUUAGAACUUAGUAAUGGGAUUAGGUCUCGAGUCUUGAUCCUCUGGGGUGAGAAUUUAGUGUCUGUUUCCAAAACUGAUUUUUCUAAUGCAUGACACUGAGUUUUUCCUGCCUCA
Chenopodium quinoa (quinoa) is the source of this 2530-nucleotide messenger RNA. Its product is annotated as peptidyl-prolyl cis-trans isomerase CYP63-like. Gene Ontology annotation, biological process: protein folding; protein peptidyl-prolyl isomerization. The transcript has 15 exons. The coding region runs from base 169 to 2175 and encodes 668 amino acids. The record is from RefSeq and is a predicted model, not a curated record. NCBI's taxonomy places the organism in Eukaryota, Viridiplantae, Streptophyta, Magnoliopsida, Caryophyllales, Amaranthaceae. Gene Ontology annotation, molecular function: peptidyl-prolyl cis-trans isomerase activity.